UGCAGUUCAAUUGAGAAUUCCAAUCCAUCCCUUCAUCAUCUUUUAAUUUCAUCUUUUGAUCUUCCCGUGAGCCGUCACUAUCAAAUUUUCCCCACCGGUCUUUAAGAAGAACGAUCGUUCGAAACGUUGACCCGUUGGCCCUAUAAUUUGGAUUACUACAAAACACCUUUCCAAAAAAAUGGAUCAAUCCUCCAUAAUGUCACGGGCAGCCCUGGGAAACGUGGCGUCCCUCGGUGAAUUAUACGACGCUCGAAAAGACACCUUCAGUGGGAUUUCCAUCUUCAAGAAAACUCCCCCCGAAGCCGCUCUCACCCAUCCCGACAACCAUUUUUCGGACAUCCAACUCCUCCACAGUGACACCUUUGGAGAAAAAUUCUCCAAACUAGAUGUCAGCGCGGAACUCCAAGUUAGCGUUUUAGCCGGCCUUUUCAGCCUUUCCGGGUCCGGGAGAUACCUAAAAGAUCAGAAAAACUCAUCCCGCGCCGUGAAAAGUUCCCUCAUCUACAACAUUCGCACCAAGGACGACAACGUCAACAUUUUCCAUGAAGAUUUGAAGGACUCCUUCGCCCUGGACGCCAUCCAAUCCGGCGUCGCGACCCAUGUCGUCGUCGGCAUCACGUGGGGCGCAAACUCCGUCCUCAGCUGCGAGUAUCAAAAUACGGAAAAUCGCGACAUCAAAGAAAUCGAGGGGAGCCUUUCCGCCCGCCUGAAAAUAAUCGGUCUCUCCAUUUCCGGCUCAGGUUCGGUGGAAUUUAACGAGGGAGCAAAUGACAAAAGUAUCAAUUUUGCCAUCAAAAUUUACGGCGACGUUCUUCCUCGAGGUCAAGAUCUCCCGACCACGUUUGAAGCCGCGCUGGAACUCAUGAAACAAAUGCCAAACCUCGUCGCGACCUGUAACGAUGGACGUGGAAUGCCCUUGAGCUACAAACUUAUCCCCCUCACUUUGCUCAAGGAUUACCUCAAGUUUGAAAUGAAGGCGGACCUCGUCGUCAAAUCUUUGCAAGAAUACAGCCUCGUCCGGAUUGUACAAUUGUUCGAAAAACUGGACCAGGCACGCCAACUACUCAACGACUUUGAGAAGGACGCCACGCAAAGUAGAUUUGCCGUUAGUGCGGAAAAUAUUGCAAAGGUUAUCUCCUUAGUGGAAGGCUUUUCCAUAGAGGAAGCUAAAUUCAGGUCGGAACUGGGCAACAUGCUGGCCUCGGUGAGAUCCGGGCAUGCUAAAGGGACCGAUUUGGAAGAUUUCCUGGCACGAUUUGAAGCCUCCCCCUGCUCGCCGACAUCCGUCGAUGCCACGCUUCUCGGGAUGAAUGACAUCGUUCAGAAAAUUUCAUUUGCAAGAACCAUCAUCGCUUCGGGAAUAGCUUAUAUCGGCUUCGGGACGAAUCUUGACGACGAAAUUGUAAAGAAUUUCGACACCACGACGUAUCUCCUCUACUUUAACGAACCUUGUAAAAAGGAGGAUCCCACCUCCUGGCAGAAAAAUCGACAAGUCUUCCUCCAAGAGUCGAAAAAAUCGAGCGAGAUCAAAUUCAUCGCGGUCGAUUGCGACAUCCACGAGUCCCUCUGGCCGGGAAAGGUGACCAUCGAAGUGGUGGAAAGUGGUCAAGUCAUAGUCAAAGACCUCGUCCACGAGCAGGAACAAAGCAGCGCGACAGCCGUCGCAAAAUGCACCGUGGAUCUCGACCAACUCGUUCACAAACCGAAUAAACGAGUCAAUCUCGUCAUCCCCUGUACCGGGAGGAAUUGCACCCCAAACGUCGAGCAGGAAUGGUCCUGUCGAAAAUGCGGGGAAGUAAUUGAGUACGGAUUUGACUCCUUUUUCUACUGCGGAUGUGGUCGCGGACCAGCAUCAAUGUUCGAAUUUAAAUGUCCCGACCCAAAACAUGGCGUUAAUUUUGAGCGCCAUUCCGACAAAUAUUUGGAAGAACUCCUCGCAAUGCUGAGACCUUUUAAAGAACUCAACAUUCUAAUCUUGGGAGAAACCGGGGUCGGAAAAUCGACUUGGAUUAACGGCUUUGUAAACUUUAUGACGUUCGAGUCCCUCCAGGAAGCCGAGCAGUAUGACCUUUGCACCCUCAUUCCGUCCGAAUUCACCGUGUGCGACGAGGACUUUAACGAAAUCACGGUAACUACCGGCACGGAUACGAACGAGGUCCAAAAUGCGGGCAUGUCUGCAACCCAAGAAUGUAAAGUUUACCCCUUCACCGUAGGCGACCGGUUAGUCCGACUUAUCGACACGCCCGGAAUCGGAGAUACCCGGGGAGUAGACCAAGACAAGAAAAACUUUCAAAACAUCCUCUCCACGCUGUCCUACCUGCAAGAACUACACGGAAUUUGCAUCCUCCUCAAACCCAACAAUGCCCGGUUAACGGUCAUGUUCCGCUUCUGUAUUAAAGAGCUCCUCACCUACCUCCACCGCGAUGCCAGUCGCAACAUCAUGUUCUGCUUUACCAACGCGCGAGGAACCUUUUACCGCCCCGGCGACACACUCCCCGCCCUCCGAAACCUGCUCAAAGAAAAUGAAGACGUCGUCAUCCCCAUCGCCCAACAUACCAUUUACUGCUUCGACUCGGAAGCCUACCGCUUCCUCGCGGCCAUCAAGAAUAAAUCCAAACCCGUCAAAUUCGCGGACGAUGAGUGCGAAAACUUUGCAAAAAGUUGGGAAAAAUCCAUCUCCGAGACGAAACGCAUGCUGAAACAUAUCUCCCAACUGAAACCGCACCCCAUUCAGAGCACCAUCAAUUUAAACCAUGCCCGUGAACUGGUCGUCAAACUGACCCGGCCUCUCGCCGAAAUUACGAAAACCAUCCAAACAAACAAGGAAGUCAUUAAGGAUCACCUCGAGCUGCUAAAAAGAACCAAAGAAAACAUCGCGGACCUUCAAGCACAGCGAUUCUGCGAUAAGCAAGAACUAGAAAUUAUCAAGCUAAACUACCCAAAAACCGUGUGCACAAACGUGGCCUGCACCCGGGUUUAUGGUAACGGGGAAUUUAAGCAGAUCGAGUACCGCACCGAGUGCCAUGCCCCCUGCGGCCUGUCCGGCGUGGCGCACGAUACCGUCGGUGAUCCCGGGCUUUUAGGCUGUGCCGCCAUCACGAACGGGUACUGCAACCGGUCCAACUGUCGCCACUUUUAUCGGGAACACAUGCACAUUUACUACGACUCGAAAGAGGUCACCAAGCAGGUGGAGAGCGAGAGUGUGAAAAAGUCUCUGAACGAGAACAUCUCCGCGGCCGAGCUGAAACAGAACAUGAUCGACGAGAAGAACCAGCUGAUCAAGGAACAGGACGACGAGUUGAAGCAGAUUGAAGUGGCGAGUGUGAAAUUCGCCUGUUUUCUCAAGCAUAACGCCAUCACGCCGUAUAACGACGCGAUGCUGGAGUACAUGGACCAUUUGAUUGGGGAGGAGAAGAAAAAGAUGAGUGCGGGCGGGACGAAGAAGACGUUGGAGCAGAUGCAAUUGGGCAGGGCGUCGUAUGAGAAUCAGAUUAAGAUUUUGGAUAAGGAGAUGAGUAUCGGGGACAGUACGAAUAUUCUCAAUCCGACGGAGGUGGAGAAGCUGGUGAAGCAUUUGUACAAGUUGAAGCAUAAUGGGGCUUGUAUUAAGGCGUCGUUGGAUGCGGUGGAGAGCAGUGCGGGACAGAUUUCGCAGUAUAGGGAGGUGGUUAGUGCGUAUAAGAAGAAGCAGAAGAAGAAGAAUGUGUUUAAGAAGGGGUGGGAUUGGCUUACGGGGGGAAAUUAAAUUUUGUAUGUAUUUACGAUACGUCAAAAGCUUCGUAAUUUGAUGGAGAAUUAAGAGUUGAAAAGAAGAGGUUACCACAUCACGUAUUUGCAUAAAUUGUGAAAAUAUUAGUUGCAUGCAUAGAGUUUUAUUAAUAUAUGGUUGCAUGCAUGAUUUCAAAUUAAUAUUUCAUUUAUAAUUCCUUAAUGCAAUAUUAAUUUGCAAUUAUGCAUGUAAUGAAUAUUUUCGCAAUUUUUGCGAAAACGUGAUGCAGUAAACCCUAUUUUUCAUUUCUGAUAUAACAAAAACAAGUAACAUUUACAUAAUGACAAAAGGUGGGACGGAAGCUGAAGGCAUCAAGGGUCCCGCAAUAAAAGCUUGCCAUUAAAAAACUAUAUAUUUAUUAUAACAUUCCAUAAUUUCUGUGAAAUAAAAAAUUAACUUGAAAUUUCA
This is a messenger RNA of Folsomia candida, 4177 nucleotides long. RefSeq lists its product as uncharacterized. Lineage: Eukaryota; Metazoa; Arthropoda; Collembola; Entomobryomorpha; Isotomidae. Bases 179 to 3745 code for a protein of 1188 amino acids. Gene Ontology annotation, molecular function: GTP binding. The transcript has 2 exons. The record is from RefSeq and is a predicted model, not a curated record.